UUCCUUGAUAGAAGAGAGACAAAAAUUCUAUUGAGUUUGAAGAGCAAUAGGAAGAAUUCGUAGACCUAAUUCACAUAUUUUAUGGAAGAAAUCGAAUUCCGGAAGAGCAAUUUCCCCCAAUUCCAUACCCACAGGCUCCGAAUUCAAUUUCUUCGGAUCGAAGAGGUAGAAGAUAGAUAUAUUAUAUUCAGCGACACACUGAGAGUGUCAGGAGAUGCCCAAGCUUACGUUCCGCCGGAAGAAGAAGUCCUUACCUCCCACGCUGCCCCCUCCUCCUCCGCCGAUCGACGCGGCUGCCUCUACAAGCAAAGCGUCCGCGAAGAAGAAGCCGGUUGGCUCUCGCCUCUGGAUGCGGAUGGAUCGCCUUGCCCACUCCGAACUCAUCGACUGCGAUAAGACCCUCAUCAUCAAGCGCGUCUCCCUUCCCGCUAGGGAUUUCAGGAUUCUCGGCCCUAUUUUCUCUCAUUCCUCCACCAUUCUUGCUAGGGAAAAAGCCAUGAUUGUCAAUUUGGAAUUUAUAAGAGCAAUAAUCACAGCGGAAGAAGUGUUGUUACUUGAUCCUCUUCAACAAAAGGUUCUGCCCUUCGUGGAUCAGCUGAGACAGAAGUUGCCUCAGAAAGUCUCUCAAGAUAAGGAAAUGCAAUCUGCCACUGCUGGAGAAUGGUUAACUGCUCCAGAGACUGGUGAUGGCUUGCAAGAGGAACUUCCUUUUGAGUUCCAGGUCCUCGAAAUAGCAUUAGAGGUUGUAUGCACAUAUUUAGACUCCAGUGUUGCUGAACUUGAGAGGGAUGCUUACCCUGCUUUAGAUGAACUGGCCUUAAGUGUUAGCACUAAGAACCUGGAGCGUGUACGGAGUUUGAAAAGUAAUCUCACGCGUUUGCUUGCACGGGUACAAAAGGUGAGAGAUGAAAUCGAACAUCUUUUAGACGACAAUGAAGAUAUGGCUCAACUAUACCUAACUCGGAAGUGGAUACAGAAUCACCAAGCUGAAUCCUUUGAUCCUGCAUCCAACAGCAUUGUUCCUGGUGCUCCUCAUCUCCGUCGGCUCAACUCUGCCAGAAGUGGUAGUCUUGUGAGCAAUUAUUUGAAUGACGAAGAUGUAGAGGACCUAGAAAUGUUGCUAGAAGCCUACUUCAUGCAAUUGGAUGGCACCCGUAAUAAAAUUCUAUCUGUGAGUAGUUUUCUUCUUUCGGGCAUACUGUAUAUUUUUUGAUACCCUACCCGAAAAACCGGGUACCCGAUCCUGAAAUUUGGCUCAACUAUAUACCCGACACCUAACCUGAAACCUAUUCCGGGUACCCGAUGCGGUCGGUCCUGAUCAAUCGGGUACCCUACAUACCCAAGCAAGUAUUGAACA
This is a messenger RNA of Salvia hispanica, 1357 nucleotides long. The record is from RefSeq and is a predicted model, not a curated record. NCBI's taxonomy places the organism in Eukaryota, Viridiplantae, Streptophyta, Magnoliopsida, Lamiales, Lamiaceae.